UGUUCGAAUCGGUAACGCUGUUUGGAAGCUAUUCAGCAAGCAUCACUGAGUCAGGCUGACCAAGACGUACAGACAGUAUUGCACACUGUACGCGCCGCUCCUCGUGGAAGCUUCCUGGCUCGAACGUCACACGGGCAUCUGUGCAUCGCUAACUGCCUGCCUGCGCUUCACCCCGACAUCAUUUGUGACCUUGAGCGCAGCACCCGACACCCAACGACGACAAAUCCUACACGUGCGAUCAGUAUUAGCCCGCAUCACUACGCUAUAGCCUGGAUCCGCAUUAUAUCACACGAGCCGUGCACAGGCGGCUUUCGAAGCCAUCAUGGCGAGCGCGCCAAAGGUCAAGGCCGAGCCUACCAUCAAGCCUGACCCCGAGGACGCCUCAGCCUCGCCAGCCGGCUUGUCCGAUGAUGACAUCUACGAGGAUGCCGGCGAUCUCGAGUUCUACAACAUUGAGGAGAACCCAAUGGCCGGCAAUGUGUAUCUGACCCACGUGCCGAAAUACCUGUACGAUGCCUGGGCGCACCUCGACGACGACGCCGACAUCCAGAUCGGCACAAUACGGCAGUGGAACGAGACGCUGCCAAACGGCCAGGUCAAACAGAGGAUUGCGCUCCUUCUAGACCACAAAAACCCCGAGCACCAGAUGAUUCCCAAGGAAUACAACCUGGAAGUGAAGGACAUGCAGCUUAGAAACUCCUUCCUGUUCAGCGAGCAGGAUCUUCCUGGCUUCAAGACAAGAGGCCAGGGCGCGAACAGUAAUAUCCCAGCUCACCUACGGCGGAGGGAAGAGAAGCCAAAAGAGAAGACACAGGACGAGAGCGGGGGCGGUAGCGGUGCUGGCGGCGGUGGCGGUGGUCGUGGCGGGCGCAAAGGGCGCUAUCAGCCAUACUACCGCAAAGCCAUCCCAAAGAAAACUGUGCUCGCUGGGAGGUUCGCGCACGAGCUCAACUGCCAACCAGCGCAGAAUGCGGAGACCAAGCACAUACUCGCCAUGAGGGCGAACGAUGCGCUCAAACCCAGAGCUACUACCCAGCUUGCUGGUGGCCGCGGCGUCCCGAAGAACGCUAUCCAGGCAGGCACGCACAAGCCCAAGGAGACGUUUGGAAGCUUUGUGCGACCUCUUCCCGAUGCCAAGAAGGACAAGAAGAAGAAGCAGGAGGACCGAGCCUUGCGCAUGUCGGAGCACGAGCUCCGCGACGCUAUUUUCCGGGCAUACAACGAGUUUGCUUAUUGGUCUAUGAAAGCCUUCAAGCAAAGACUCAACCAGCCAGAAGCGUGGUUGCGAGAGAAUCUUGAGCAGCUGGCCGUGCUGCACAAAGCCGGGCCCUUUGCCAACCACUGGGAGCUUAAGCCAGAAUACAAGCAAGGCCAGCAGAGUGUCGAAGGCGCUGCCCCGGACGUCGGGCCGGAGGAAUCCGACUCGGAAGGCGAUGAAGAAAUGGAGGAUGUGGCGAUAUAGGUCAUCAUCGUGUGACGCUUGCCAGUUGAAAGGCGGCCUCUGAAUGAUGGGGCAUCUGUGCAAGCAGAACUACCCCCCAAAAAUGUCUAUUGCAUUGGCAUGACAGUAGUAGACACCACUAGAGUACAGAACACUCAUACAAGAAAUACAAGCAAUGAUACCCCAA
Molecule: messenger RNA, 1628 nt
Organism: Microdochium trichocladiopsis
Lineage: Eukaryota; Fungi; Ascomycota; Sordariomycetes; Xylariales; Microdochiaceae
Product: transcription initiation factor IIF, beta subunit-domain-containing protein
Exons: 3
Coding region: 323-1462 (379 amino acids)
Biological process (GO): transcription initiation at RNA polymerase II promoter; transcription by RNA polymerase II
Cellular component (GO): transcription factor TFIIF complex
Source: RefSeq, a predicted model, not a curated record